AAUCCACUCGUAGUAACUAGUGGAGUGGAUAGUACUGAUUUGAGCAUAACUAACAUUGUUUCUCCCGUCUUCCAUAUUCACCCUCUUGGAUCUGCUUCACUCUCUCUUCAACAUCUUCUACCUACGUUCUCUACUAAUAUGAACAAUUAACAAUUAUUAUCACAAAUAUUACUAGUAUUUUAUUUAAGAGUAGAUCGGCAUCGCCGUUUUCUCUCUACUCUGAAACCCUAGUUAGAUCAGAUCUCACCUCCAUGGCCAUGGCGGCACGAAAACCUCGCAACCGUGAAAUGCUUUUCGACUCCGUCAUCGCUCUCGUCUUCAUCCUCGUCGCCUGCGUCGACUUCUGUGACGGCGCUACUGUUGUUGACGUUUACCGCCUAAUCCAAUACGACAUGUCCGGUGUUCCUUUCGGAUCUCGACUCGCUAGCCUUAAUCACCACGCCGCUUCUCUCCACUUCUCUCCUCAUGCCGAUCUCUCUCGCACUGUUCUUCUUAUACCUCUUCGUGAACUCAACAUGUCCUUUGUUCAAGAGUACAUUGUUGCUGGCAAGCCUCUGGGGGGUUUAAUAUUUUUGCUGCCCCAGAUGUUCAAUUUUGAAAACAAAGGUGGUGUGGGAAGUAAUGGUGAUGAUGAGAGCAAAGAACUGCUGAAGAAUGUGCUGGCUGAGCUUGAACAAAUACUUAUACACACCAGCUUACCUUAUCCUGUUUAUUUUGCUUUUGAGGAUGACAACAUUGAUGCUGUGUUAUUGGAUAUCAAGAAGAAUGAUGCAUCUGGUCAGCCUGCCACUGCAACUACUGGCGGGUACAAAUUUGUUGUUUCAGCCACUGAGCCAAAAAAAGUUGGAUCUCCACCCAUUACAAAUAUUCAGGGAUGGUUGGCAGGGCUGAAGACAGAUGGUGAUUCACAUCAAUUACCCACCAUUGCCAUAGUGGCAUCAUAUGACACCUUUGGGGCUGCUCCGGCAUUAUCAGUGGGAAGCGAUAGUAAUGGAAGUGGCAUUGUGGCUCUUCUCGAAGUAGCUAGAUUGUUUUCUCUUUUAUAUUCUAAUCCGAAGACAAGAGGACAAUACAAUUUGCUUUUUGGGCUAACGUCUGGUGGGCCUUACAACUACAACGGAACCCGUAAGUGGCUUCAGAGCUUUGAUCAACGUCUGCGUGAGAGCAUUGACUAUGCGAUUUGCUUAGAUAGUAUUGGCUCAUGGGAAAAUGAAUUAUGGAUUCAUGUAUCUAAACCUCCAGAAAAUGCCUUUAUUAAGCAAAUUCUAGAAGAUUUUUCAAGUGUUGCAGAAGAGUUGGGUGUCCAAGUUAAUCUGAAGCAUAAGAAAAUAAAUAUUUCAAAUUCUCGAGUAGCUUGGGAGCAUGAACAGUUUUCAAGGCUGAGAGUUACGGCUGCUACCCUCUCUGAACUAUCUACAGCACCUGAAUUGCUAGAGAGCACUGGUGGUUUGCUUGAUGGCAGGCAAUUUGUCAAUGAAGCGGCUAUUGUCAGGAGUGUGAAACUAAUUGCCGAGUCUCUUGCGAAGCAUAUUUAUGGGCAUCAAGGAAAAAACGUACAGAUUUUUGCAGACAACAGUAACUUGGCUGUAAAUCCUUCUUAUGUUAGAUCAUGGUUAGAUGUUUUGUCGCGAACACCUCGAGUAGCACCAUUUUUGUCAAAAGACGAUCCUUUUAUUACGGCAUUGAAAAAGGAAUUAGAAGAUCAUACAGAUGAAGUUAAUGUGCAAAGAGAAAUACUAGAUGGGAUGUUCACUUUCUAUGAUUCAACUUCGGCAAAGUUGAACAUAUAUCAGGUUGCCAGCGUCACAUUUGACUUACUGUUGCUUCUAGUGUUGGGUUCAUAUUUAAUUGUGCUCUUCAGUUUCUUGGUCAUCACUACUAGGGGUCUUGAUGAUCUAAUCAGUUUAUUUCGGCGGCCUCCUUCUAGAAAAGUGAAGACUGCAUAAUCACAGGCCGGAGUGUGCUCUCAUGUUUGGUCUACGUAGUUCUCUUGUUUUAAUUAAAUUCAAUAGUUUCUUAGGUUGGAAUUUCUAUUGAAAAGCUUUGUAGCGUAUUUAUUCAUCAGCUAUUAAAUUCGGUUAGUUAGAGGUUAAAAACAGCAAAAUGUUUUUUGGCUGUGCUAAAUUAAGAACGCCAAAAUUUUGAUA
Lathyrus oleraceus (garden pea) is the source of this 2147-nucleotide messenger RNA. RefSeq lists its product as uncharacterized. Gene Ontology annotation, cellular component: membrane. Bases 252 to 1946 code for a protein of 564 amino acids. The record is from RefSeq and is a predicted model, not a curated record. Lineage: Eukaryota; Viridiplantae; Streptophyta; Magnoliopsida; Fabales; Fabaceae. The transcript has 14 exons. Gene Ontology annotation, biological process: regulation of signal transduction.